This is a messenger RNA of Ziziphus jujuba (common jujube), 3330 nucleotides long. RefSeq names its product CRM-domain containing factor CFM3A, chloroplastic/mitochondrial. The coding region runs from base 295 to 3036 and encodes 913 amino acids. Lineage: Eukaryota; Viridiplantae; Streptophyta; Magnoliopsida; Rosales; Rhamnaceae. Gene Ontology annotation, biological process: RNA splicing, via transesterification reactions. The transcript is spliced from 9 exons. Gene Ontology annotation, molecular function: mRNA binding. The record is from RefSeq and is a predicted model, not a curated record.
AUCUGGACUUGGAAUACCCUGAUCCUAUAGGGGGACACCUGGCUGAUGCAUGGAGUCUCUUAACACAUCCAAACAGACCGUGAUAUUACUCCCCCGCCAUUGAUGAAAACAGAGCCACAGAAAGCAAAACAAAGAAAGAAGAAAAAGAUUAUAUUUUUGUAAUUUUAUAGCCCUUAAACCCCUAUAAACCCCACAAAAAAUCUCAAGGACAUCAUAGUUUCAUCACCUGGGUUUGCUUUUAUCUUUAACAUUUUAUCUCACAACAUUGAUGUAUAACUGUUCCUUUAUUUUCUGAUGGCUCUCGUACCCAGUCGUCAAUUCUACCCAUCGACCUUCUUCGAUUCAUUUCAGAGCUCAAUCUCCAAGUUCCAUGGAACCCACAUCCAGUUCUUCAGGUACGGUUCUUCAAUUACUUUCAGAAAGCACACUUUUUUUGCGAGACAGUGUAGUUUUACCUCUACUUCAACCCCAGAACAGAACCCAGGAAAAAAAUAUAAUUUUUCAAGAAAAUCCCAGACCAAUAUUCAGUAUAAACCCAAUGAGAAUUUAUCUAGUAGUAGUUGGAUAGAUAAAUGGAAUGAACCCCGCCAACAAUUUCGGCCAAAAGCGCCUAGGGCCGUGUUGAAUUAUAGGAGUAGUGAAAGUAGCAAUCUGCAAAAUUCAGAUUCUGAUGGCAGUGAUAGUAGCAAUGGCAGUAAUGGUGGCGGAGGUGGGGGUGGUAGUACAAUGGAGAGGAUUGUAGAGAAAUUGAAGAAAUUUGGGUACAUUGAUGAUGCUAAUGAGAAUAGAGAGGAGAGGUCUGAGAGAGUGGUUGAGAAAGGAUCUGUAGAGGAUAUAUUUUAUGUUGAAGAAGGAAUGUUGCCAAAUUCAAGAGGUGGGUUUUCAGCGGAAUCGCCAUUUGGGGUCGAAAAUGUGUUUGGAGGUGAUGGUGAGGUAAGAUUUCCUUGGGAGAAACCAAAGAGGAAAGAGGAGAAAGAAGACGGUUCAAUGAGGAGGAAAGCUAGGAGUUCGUUGGCUGAACUGACUCUACCGGAGUCAGAGUUAAGGAGGUUGAGGAAUUUGACAUUUCAGAAGAAGCAUAAGACCAGGAUUGGGGGUGCCGGCGUUACACGAGAAGUGGUGGAAAUGAUUCAUGAGAGAUGGAAGACUUCAGAGAUUGUAAGAUUGAAAAUUGAUGGUCCUCCUGCACUUAAUAUGAAGAGGAUGCAUGAAAUAUUGGAGAGAAAAACCGGUGGUCUGGUGGUAUGGAGGUCUGGUACAUCUCUUUCUUUAUAUAGAGGUGUGAGCUAUGAGGUUCCUUCAGUGCAAUUGAACAAACGGACAUAUGAUAAAGAUGAAGUUUCUUCUACUUUACCAACAGUUUCUGAUAAACCAAUGGGAGACCCAUCCAGAUAUGCUUCUGAUAGAAAUGUGGAUAUGUCCCUAAAAAAGUCAGAAUCUACUUCCUUGGAAAAGAAAGAUACAGAAUAUGUGCCAGAAGUGAAGUACGAAGAUGAAGUAGACAAACUUUUGGAUGGUCUGGGUCCUAGAUAUGAAGAUUGGCCAGGAUGUGAUCCACUACCUGUAGAUGCAGAUCUGCUCCCUGGGAUAGUUCCUGGUUACCAACCUCCAUUUAGAGUACUUCCUUAUGGUGUGCGACCUUCUCUUGGUUUAAGGGAGGCAACGUCAUUACGAAGACUUGCUAGGGUUCUUCCACCACAUUUUGCCUUAGGUAGAAGCAGGCAGCUUCAAGGCCUAGCUGCAGCCAUGAUUAAAUUAUGGGAAAAAAGUUCAAUUGCAAAGAUCGCCCUCAAACGUGGUGUACAGCUAACUACUAGUGAGAGAAUGGCUGAAGAUAUCAAGAGAUUGACAGGGGGUGUACUGCUUUCUCGAAACAAGGACUUCUUGGUCUUCUACAGAGGAAAGAAUUUUUUAUCUCCGGAAGUCACUGAGGCAUUGCUGGAAAGGGAGAGAUUGGCAAAGUCUCUGCAAGAUGAAGAGGAGCAAGCUCGGUUGAGAGCAUCAGCAAUGGUUAUACCACAAAUUGAUGAACCUGAUAGAUCUAGAAUUGCUGGUACACUAGGAGAAACAUUGGAUGCAAAUGCUAAGUGGGGAAAGAAGUUGGAUGAUCAGCAUAAGAAAAAUGUAAUGCAAGAAGCAGAAAUAAUAAGGCAUGCAAAUCUGGUUGCAAAGCUUGAAAGGAAGCUUGCUUUUGCCGAACGAAAGUUGAUGAGAGCUGAAAAGGCCUUGUCUAAGGUGGAGGAAUUUUUGAAACCAGCACAUACACAAGCAGACCCUGAAAGCAUAACUGAUGAAGAGAGGUUUAUGUUUCGUAAGCUUGGUUUGAGGAUGAAAGCUUUCUUACUUCUGGGUAGACGAGGAGUUUUUGAUGGUACUGUAGAGAACAUGCAUUUACAUUGGAAGUACCGGGAAUUGGUUAAGAUAAUGGUGCUAGCUAAAACUUUUGAGCAGGUCAAAAAAACUGCACUAGCACUCGAAGCUGAAAGCGGAGGCGUCUUGGUUUCAGUAGACAAAGUUUCCAAAAGAUAUGCUAUAAUUAUGUAUAGGGGAAAGGACUAUCAGCGCCCUUCAACAUUGAGGCCAAAGAAUCUCUUGACGAAACGGAAGGCUUUGGCACGUUCAAUUGAGAUUCAGAGGCAGGAGGCUCUCUUAAAGCAUAUUUCAGCUGUGCAGAGUAAAGUGGACAAACUGAGAUCUGAACUUGAACAAAUGGAUACUGUGAAGGACCGAGGAGAUGAAGCUUUAUAUGACAAAUUAGAUUCUUCGUAUCCUUCUGAGGAUGAGGAAUCUGAGGAGGAAGGACCAGAAGCUUAUCUCCAGACAUAUAGCUGCGAAAAUGAUGACUAUGAUGAUGAAAGUAAUGGCCAAACUAACAAUCUCCACCUGGAAACUAACUUUCCUUACCAUGGCCACAAUCAGGAGUCUCAAACAGAACCACAGGUUCCUCAAAAUCAUUUGCAUGCUGUACCAAAUGUUUCCAAUAUUGGAAAUGACAAAGUACAGGAAGAAGAUGACAGCUUUAGCUCUUGGGAUUGAAAGAUUGUACACAAUCAGCAAGACAUGGUGAAGAAGUUGUCUCUGUAUAAUCAUUUGGAAGGCCUUGUAUGCAUUCUUUAUAUCAUUCUUGAAGCGUGCAGGGCCUUCUUAGAUCUCUUGUUAUAGUGUACUAUAUUUCAAGUAAUAAAAAAUUCAUACACGAAAUUUAACAUGAACACUAGGAAAAAUUGGAAGCCACUGGAGUUGCUUAGAGAACAAUGAUGUUUUUGAGAAACCCAAUUUCUGUAAUAUUAACCUAAAGCAAAAAUCUGAUAAUGAAGGAAUACUUGUUCA